GAGAUUAUGAAUUCCCGGUUCUUUGCUUUUGAAUGGAUUGAAUUCUUAAUUAUUUCUUGGAUAUUUCAAAGCAACUUGCAUUGUGGGACUCUAAAUUUAACUUUUCAGAAAACUUUCUGGGGACCCAAACUCUUCUCUUCUCCAUGUGGAGCAGUAUGACGUUUCUCCUUGCUUUUCCUGUUAUUUCUUGCUUCUUCUUCUUCUUUUGCAACGCUUCUGCUGAGCUGAUAAAAGGUCUCCCAGGUCAACCUGCCAAUGUUACUUUCAAGCAAUACUCUGGUUACAUCGUUACUGAACCGAAACAUGGCCGAGCUUUAUUCUACUACUUUGUGGAAGUCGAUUCCGCCAACCCAGGAUUACAUCCCUUGACAUUGUGGCUUAACGGAGGCCCCGGUUGUUCAUCUCUGGGCUUUGGUGCAUUUUCAGAGCAUGGUCCUUUCCAGCCAGGGGAAAAUGGACACUUGAUCAAGAAUAAAUAUUCAUGGAAUUUGGAAUCAAACAUGUUGUAUCUCGAAAGUCCGAUUGGCGUUGGAUUUUCUUACUCAAAUACAAGCUCGGAUUACCUCGGAGUGAAUGAUACCAUAACAGCUGAGGAGAAUCUGAUAUUCAUUCUUAAUUGGUUCAAAAAAUUCCCACAAUAUAGAGACUCGGAUUUGUAUCUUUCUGGGGAAAGCUAUGCGGGCCACUAUAUUCCUCAGCUGGCAGCCUUAAUCCUGAAUUACAAUAAACGUUUCAGUGGCAGACCCAUCAAGCUUAAAGCCAUUGCAUUGGGAAAUCCUCUUUUAGAUCUGGAAAUUAGUGUCAACAAUGCUGAAUUUCUGUGGUCACAUGGAGUCAUUUCAGAUGAAAUGCUGAUUCUGAGAAAGACUGUAUGUAAUGAAUCAAGAAGGCUUAAAGAGUCCCUUCAUCGUAACCUGUCCAAACAAUGUAUCGAUGUCCUGAACCAGGAGCAAGAAGAAAUGGGUUCAUUUACUGACCCCGGAGACCUGAUUUUGCCUAUUUGCCUGUCACCAACUGUACUUGGGCAGACCGUUUAUCAGGGAGCUCUCAAUAUGUUACAUGCUAAGCUUGCUAUAAGAUCAGCUGUUGCCGGUGAUCCAUGUCUUGGAGAUAGGAUAUAUCAAUAUCUUAACAUGCCUAAAGUACAAGAAGCACUUCAUGCAAACACCACUCACCUCCCUUCAGAUUGGGAAUUCUGUGGAGGGCACCUUGUCUAUCAAAGAGAGAGUCUAGAAAUCAACAUCAUACCUCUUCUGUCAAAGCUUCUCAGGAGAAGCAUACCAAUUCUCCUUUUCAACGGGGAUCAAGAUUCAAAAAUCCCAUUAACACAAACAAGGAUAAUUGCGAAUAUGCUUGCAGAAGAAUUGAAGCUUGUACCAUUUGGGAGUUAUGCUCCUUGGUAUGAUAAGAUGCAGGUUGGUGGGUGGACUCAGUCAUUUGGCCAAGCAAGGAAAGGGAAAAAUGUAACAUAUUUAACAUUUGCUACAGUCAGAGGUGCAGCACAUGAGGUCCCAUACACUUCACCUUCACAAGCUCUCACCCUAUUCCGGGCAUUUCUUAGAGGAUCUCCUCUGCCUAGAAUUCCACCGGAAACGAAAAAAUAGAGUAUGAGGAUUAAUAACUUGGAUUUGCUGUUGUGUUUUAAUUAUGAUUUUCGUUUGCAGUUUAACCGGUGUGGGGAGAAGUCCAUCAGAAAAGAAAACAAAAAAUGAGUAGAAGAAAGCUCCAUUUCUUUCGAA
This is a messenger RNA of Theobroma umbraticum, 1739 nucleotides long. Its product is annotated as serine carboxypeptidase-like 45. Gene Ontology annotation, biological process: proteolysis. The record is from RefSeq and is a predicted model, not a curated record. Lineage: Eukaryota; Viridiplantae; Streptophyta; Magnoliopsida; Malvales; Malvaceae. Gene Ontology annotation, cellular component: vacuole. Gene Ontology annotation, molecular function: serine-type carboxypeptidase activity.